Messenger RNA from Suillus plorans, 1113 nucleotides. RefSeq lists its product as uncharacterized. Lineage: Eukaryota; Fungi; Basidiomycota; Agaricomycetes; Boletales; Suillaceae. The record is from RefSeq and is a predicted model, not a curated record. The transcript has 3 exons. The coding region runs from base 1 to 1113 and encodes 370 amino acids.
AUGUCUCGGGGCAGAAAAAGUGCCCGUGGUGGUGCAGAGCUAACGGAAGCAAGAGAUUGGUGUGUGUGGACGGAAGCAGAUGAAACCAUCCUCAUCCAGUAUGUCACCACCAACCGCUCACAAGGUGGUGAUGGUAUGAACUUUGAUCACACGUUUUGGGUUGCUGCUGCCGCUGAAAUGGAAAAACACCCCUACUCGGGUGCAAGCAAAACAGCGGCAGCAUGUCAAUCAAAAUGGGGGCGGCUCCGUGGUACAUUCAACGUCGUCGACAAAGUGGCCAACACUUCUGGACUAUCUUACAGCAUGGAACAUGGAGCUUCGAUCACUCCAGAGUCUGAAAACAUGUGGACCGACUUUGUGAAGAAAAAUCCAAAGGUCAAAGGCCUCCGGGACAAGGGUUGGAAGCACUAUGAGGCACUGAAAGGUCUCAUACCUGUCAAGCCAGGUAACAACAACUCGUUCUUUGCCACCAUCGCAACACCACCUCCCAUCAUUCCUUCGCCUUCUUCUAGCAGCGCAGUCACCUCCCUUUCCUUUGACGAGGUCCAUAUGAUGGACCUUGGAGAUGCACUCGAUGGGAUCGAGUUCCCCGGCUCUAUUUCAGGCGGCCAGCGCGCAACCCCCCUCACCCCAGAGAGCCUCCCUCCAUUCGACGCUGCACAGCAACCCUCCCUUGAGUCGGUCCAUGUUAGUGCGCCAUCAUCAACAGCUUCCAUUAAACGGAAGAUGAUUGAUGAUGACGAAAGUACGCUUGAUAUCGUUACCCGCCCCCCACAUUCAACGAAAUCGGGAGACUCGGCGAAGUCUGCACGCCUGACGAUGCCUGUGGCCAUCCAGCAGAUGGGGACUAGUAUUGGCGGUCUUAACACGACGUUUGAGCGUGCGGCCAAUACUCUUGAGGCCAACACCUCCAACACCUUGGCGCGAUCAGUAGAUCCCAUCCCUUUGCACAGGCAGAAGGCAGUGAAAAAGUUGCAGAGUGAGGGUCUAGAGGACGUACAACUACUCAAUAUCUUGAAUAAAUUUCAGGCCGACAUCGCUAUCAUUGAUAUUUAUCUCGCUAUUGAGGUAGAUAGUCUUCGGCGGUUGUUUUUAGAGCAGCAUUCAAAGUAG